Cladophialophora bantiana CBS 173.52 is the source of this 1158-nucleotide messenger RNA. RefSeq lists its product as uncharacterized. The record is from RefSeq and is a predicted model, not a curated record. The transcript has 2 exons. Lineage: Eukaryota; Fungi; Ascomycota; Eurotiomycetes; Chaetothyriales; Herpotrichiellaceae. The coding region runs from base 1 to 1158 and encodes 385 amino acids.
AUGGCUUCCAAUCCUGAUCGGGAAAUCACUGACACCGCCGAUAUGGAUAGUGACCGGGUUCAUCAACGACAACCACAGGCUGACACAUCAGCAAGUCGCCGAGAUUCGGGCCAACAGCUGCCGGGACUCAAGGACUGCUUGGGACAGGAAAUCAGUGCUCAACGACCUCUUCUUCCUCAGCCACGUCCUGCCGUGCCGGAAUUCUUUGUACCAGGAGUUUCGGUGCUCUACCUCGACGGUCUACCCAUUCGAACUUAUCUGAUUGGCGGCAUAAUAUACAAUAUGCAGCAGCCACCCAAUGAGACGAAGAGUACUGUCAGUCGAUUCACGAUUGACAGGAGGUGCAUCAGAUAUUCGCUAGAGGUUGUGCAGCAGCCCGAAAAAGCGCGAGCCUGUGGAUCUGGCCCCAGAUCUUCUAACGACCGAAGACCCGUGGACCCACCUCCCGUGGUCGAGCUCAAGGUGUUUACAAACGAUGUCGACACCACGAUGCAAUAUGACGCGACAUUCAUGCUCUACGCCAGUUUAGAAGUUGCCCGGCCUAUAGCAGGGGGUAAAAUGCACAUACCUCCCGCCAUACCGGUAUUGGCCGGCGUCACCAUAGCGAGUGCUGCCUAUCUUGAGAAACCAAAACGAGCCGCCUAUUUCAUCUUCCCAGACCUCUCGGUGAGACACGAAGGCUGGUACCGUCUCAGAUUCUCGCUCUUCGAAGGUGUGAAACACGAUAUGGAUGCCGAUCACGGGAAGCCGUUUGUCCGGACCCAAUCAGAUGGGGAUAAUUUGACCGCGCCUGUUCGUCACGAAGGCGUCUUCAAUCGCAUGGAGGUGCUGUCAACACCGUUCCAGGUAUACAGUGCCAAGAAGUUCCCAGGGCUCAAUCAAAGCACAGCUCUGAGUAUGAUGGUGGCCGACCAGGGUUGCCGAGUUCGCAUUCGUAGAGAUGUGCGACAAAGAAAGCGACGCCAGAAAUCUGGGGCCGAUGGCGACGAUGCGCCGAGUUCUUACCAAGGUACCCCCCAGGCAACCUAUCGCAACCUAGACCACUCCAGAUCCGCCAGCCGCAAUAGCAUGGCCAGUCAACUCGAGGAGCCGCCAAGACGAAUUUCGCUGGAUAAAUCUCCACGACCUCCAAGAUGCUGCACUUCUGCGACGCCAUGA